Dipodomys ordii (Ord's kangaroo rat) is the source of this 1797-nucleotide messenger RNA. RefSeq names its product solute carrier family 9, subfamily A (NHE9, cation proton antiporter 9), member 9 (gene Slc9a9). Gene Ontology annotation, molecular function: sodium:proton antiporter activity. Gene Ontology annotation, biological process: sodium ion transport; regulation of pH; proton transmembrane transport. The transcript has 14 exons. The record is from RefSeq and is a predicted model, not a curated record. NCBI's taxonomy places the organism in Eukaryota, Metazoa, Chordata, Mammalia, Rodentia, Heteromyidae. Bases 145 to 1797 code for a protein of 550 amino acids. Gene Ontology annotation, cellular component: recycling endosome; membrane.
CAGAAUGCAACGCUGCUCCUGAGCGCAGCCAGCGCAGCUGCAGUGUUGGUUCUGAAACUUCCCGGGUGCCAGGCUGCCUUGGCAAAUCCUGACAACGCACGUGGUGGUCCGCCUCCAGGAUUUCUAUCUAAGCAAAUCCGGAGGAUGGACGGCGGGCCCCGCCGGCUGCCGGAGAAGGCUGGGUAUCACUUCCAUCACCAGGGGGCUGUGGAGCUGCUGGUCUUUAAUUUCUUGCUCAUCCUGACCAUUCUGACAAUCUGGUUGUUUAAAAACCACCGCUUCCGCUUCUUGCACGAAACCGGAGGGGCCAUGGUGUACGGACUCAUCAUGGGAUUGAUCUUGCGGUAUGCUACAACACCAACUGAUAUUGAAAGUGGGACUGUCCAUGACUGUGGAACAUUGGCCUUCAGUCCAUCAACUCUGUUGGUUAACAUCACUGACCAAGUCUAUGAGUAUAAAUACAAGCGAGCAAUAAGCCAGCACAACGGCAGCCCUCCCCAAGCCAACGCCAUACUCGAAAAGAUGACCUUCGACCCAGAAAUCUUCUUCAAUGUUUUACUGCCACCGAUUAUAUUCCACGCAGGAUAUAGUCUGAAGAAGAGACACUUCUUUCAAAACCUGGGGUCGAUUUUGACGUAUGCCUUCCUGGGGACGGCCAUCUCCUGCAUCGUCAUCGGGCUGACCGUGUAUGGCUUUGUGAAGGCAAUGGAACAUGCCGGCCAGUUGAAAAACGGAGACUUUCACUUCACCGACUGUUUGUUUUUUGGCUCACUGAUGUCUGCUACCGACCCAGUGACGGUGCUGGCCAUUUUCCAUGAGCUGCACGUGGACCCCGACCUGUACACGCUUCUGUUUGGGGAGAGCGUGCUCAAUGACGCAGUGGCCAUCAUCCUCACAUAUUCCAUAUCCAUCUACAGUCCCAAGGAGAACCCAAACGCCUUUGACACCGCGGCAUUCUUCCAGUCCGUGGGGAGUUUCCUGGGGAUCUUCGCCGGCUCUUUUGCCAUGGGCUCAGCCUACGCGGUCGUCACAGCACUGUUGACCAAAUUCACCAAGCUGUGCGAGUUCCCGAUGCUGGAGACAGGGCUGUUUUUCCUUCUGUCCUGGAGUGCCUUCCUGUCCGCAGAGGCCGCUGGCCUAACAGGGAUCGUGGCCGUGCUCUUCUGCGGAGUCACGCAGGCGCAUUACACCUACAACAACCUGUCGCCCGAUUCCAAAGUGAGGACCAAGCAGUUGUUUGAGUUUAUGAACUUCCUGGCUGAGAACGUCAUCUUCUGCUACAUGGGCCUGGCGCUGUUCACCUUCCAGAACCACACCUUCAACGCGCUGUUUAUCCUCGGAGCCUUUCUCGCUAUCUUCGUGGCCAGGGCCUGCAACAUCUACCCGCUGUCCUUCCUCCUGAACCUGGGCCGGAAGGACAAGAUUCCCUGGAACUUCCAGCACAUGAUGAUGUUCUCAGGCCUGCGUGGAGCCAUCGCGUUUGCUCUGGCUAUCCGGAACACGGAGUCGCAGCCCAAGCAGAUGAUGUUCACCACGGCCCUGCUGCUCGUGUUCUUCACCGUGUGGGUGUUCGGAGGAGGGACGACCCCCAUGCUGACCUGGCUUCGGAUCAGAGUCGGCGUGGACCUGGAAGAAGACCAGAAGCCGGAGCCCUCGGCACACCAGGAAGCAAACAGCGCGGAUAAAAACGCCACAAGAACCGAGAGCGCGCUGCUGUUCAGAGUGUGGUACGGCUUCGACCACAAGUAUCCUUUGGCAAAUGCUGCUGUGUGGCGGGGAACCUGCCCUGGAUCGUGA